AUGCAGGCAAAACUGUUCAUGAUCCCUUGGAUCAUCCCGCUGGUCGUUGCUCAACGAGUUCCUGCUCCAACCAAUGCCGCUCCUUCUACCCAAGCCCUGGUGAAUUUUCUACCGUAGCUACGUGAAAACAUCUUCAAAUUUUCUGAAAAUCAAUCUGGGUUCACGUGGAAUAGUGUAGAUUGGCAAACACUAAUCCUAGUCUUUUCAGACGAAUGAUCUUCUCGUUGACGCUCAUCAGCGCCAUUUCUACGAGAUGCUCCGUCGACAACAGCAAAUCAACGACGCACUUCUAUUGAACAACGCCCUUCUCCACCCGCACAUUCCUCAGCUACACAUUCCGACCAAUCCAGCUGAUCAGUUGAUUCCUCCAGCCCCACUCUUCAAUCCCUUUAUUCAGCAGACUGCUCGUGAGUUUAUCAGUAAUUUAGUUGAUCGAGAAGGAUCUAGAUUUCAGAAGGAUCAACUAGCAAACUAGGAACCUAUGGAAAAGAAGAGCCGUCUGAAGCAGAAAAGAAAGAAGAAGGUGAAAAGGAAGUGAAAGAAGCUGAGGUGGAGGCUCCGGAAGAGAAAGAGGGAACUGUUGAAGCUCCGCACAGAGUUGCUGAGGCACCGAAGAAGACGUUGGCUGGAGUGAAGACCGUGUCAAUCCAAAGAAAAGGGGAAGUUGCACCGAACGAGGAAGUGGUAACGACAACGGCCGUACUAAGUGAGGAAGAUCUGGAAGUGGUUCAAUUGUUCAAGAAACUGAAUCUGAGCAAAGCAGAGACGAAAAGCAUUGUGGAGCACGUGGAGCAAGUGGUUCGCGAAGAGUUGACUAAGAAGCUUAAAGAAGCAGAAACCAGUACGACUACAACUACGACUACUACUGCGGCACCAACUAGAACUACAACUGCUUCGGCAACAAUAACGCCUACAGACUGGCCGGAAGAAGUGACAACGACCACUUCUCCAAUGUAAGGGAUUUCAGAAAUUUAAAUCCUUAAUUCACAACUUUCAGCCCUCUAAUGAGAGUUCGGAGUGAGGAGAAUCUGAUUCUUCAGAGGAACAACCUGAAGCACCAUCCGAUCAAACUACAGAGAAAGAAACUUCCAGACGUUUUGGAAUCAGAAGAAGUUUCUCAAGGUUCCAUAAAGACUUCGCUGACCCAUCUGCCAAUUAUUGUGGCGAAUGAGGAGGAGGAUGCGUCCACGCAGAAAGCCACGUUGCACAAGAGGAUCCUGAUUGCAUCUCAGGACCGGGAAAAGGAGAGCGAUAGAGAUUUGUUGGUCGAUUUCGCAACUGGAGCGCCGUUAGACUUGACUGAUAUUGAUGCCCCGAAGCAGAGGUCCGACCCGACCGUCGUCGUCUCAACAUUGCCCACUCCGAGUCCGACGACAACAACUACGAUUCCAGUCAGACCCAUGCCUCAGUCGUUGCCGCCAAGACAGACUCAGGUACUCUUAUCCUAGACCAUCUAACGUGUCAUAUUUUAUUUCUCAAUUUUCAGCACGAAGUGACAAACUUCGAACGGCUGGCCACUGACUACCGUAGACGAUUAGAGCACACCGGAGACAUCAACAAGAUCCUUCAGAAGAUUUCAGAGAACGCUUAUAUUUCUCUUGGUAAGGUAAAACUCCAAGAUUGUGAAUGUAAAAAACUUUCAGUAGAACGUGGAGGCUCCCGCAAACUGUUCGGAAUCUGA
This is a messenger RNA of Caenorhabditis sp. 36 PRJEB53466, 1681 nucleotides long. The record is from the annotation of a GenBank genome assembly. NCBI's taxonomy places the organism in Eukaryota, Metazoa, Nematoda, Chromadorea, Rhabditida, Rhabditidae.